AUGAGGAGGAUCAUGGUCAACACGGGGAGCUCGACCGACAUACUCUACUUCGACGCCUUUCAGAAGCUGGGCUUGGCCAGGGAGAACCUGAGCCCGAUGUGCUCGACGCUCACCGAUUUCACGGGAGAUUCAAUAUCACCCCUGGGGGCCAUUGCUUUGCCCUUGACUCUGGGGACCCCGCCGAAGUCGAAAACGGUGAUGACCACUUUCCUGGUGGUCGACCUCCCUACCGCCUACAAUGCCAUACUCGGUCGGCCGACCCUCAACAAGUCGGGGAAGCCACAGGAAGCCCCCGAGAAUCCAGGCGGUGCUACCUUACCGCCGUAUCAUUGGGCAAGAAAGCCAGGACCGAGUCACCCCUGGCAGAUUCGCGGGAAACGAAAAAAACUGACUCCUCAUCCCAAGCCGAGGGGGUCCACCGUUGACAUUCCUUUGAUAGAAGCCCGACCAGACCAGACCGUGAAGAUCGGAUCGGAGCUACCAGAGCGGGAACGGGAGCAGCUCGUCGGUCUCCUACGGGAAAAUGCCGACGUCUUCGCCUGGUCCCCAUCGGACAUGACGGGUGUCGACCCAGAGAUCGCGGAGCACCACCUCAACAUCCCACCUGACGCUCGCCCAGUGAAACAAAAGGCCCGGCGCCAGGCCCCUGACCGACAACGUGCAAUACAAGAGGAGGUGGACCGGCUCCUGGCCGCGGGCUUCAUAGAAGAAGCCAAAUAUUCUCAGUGGCUGUCCAAUGUAGUCCUCGUGAAGAAACACAAUGGAAGCUGGAGGAUGUGUGUUGACUACACCAGUCUCAACGAUGCAUGCCCUAAAGACUGCUACCCCCUCCCGAAGAUCGACCAGCUGGUCGACGCAACGGCCGGUCACGCGCGACUCUCUUUUAUGGACGCCUACUCAGGGUACAACUAGAUCAGGAUGGCGCCCGGAGACAGAGAGCACACGGCCUUCCUUACCAAUCAAGGCGUGUACUUCUACAAAGUCAUGCCGUUCGGGCUGAAAAAUGCUGGGGCCACAUACCAAAGAACGGUAAACAAGAUGUUCGCCUAUCAAAUAGGGAGAAACAUGGAGGUCUACGUGGACGACAUGAUCGUGAAAAGCCAAGA
Musa acuminata subsp. malaccensis (wild Malaysian banana) is the source of this 1106-nucleotide messenger RNA. The record is from RefSeq and is a predicted model, not a curated record. NCBI's taxonomy places the organism in Eukaryota, Viridiplantae, Streptophyta, Magnoliopsida, Zingiberales, Musaceae.